AUGGUGCCGGAAUUCAUUGAGUCCUCAGUCCAGGAUACGAACGGUUCUGCUGUCUGCCGAUUCUUAGCAACGUGCACCGUAGACACCGACAUUUUCCACCUCAAUUUCGCUGGCACCCAUGUUUGUGUGCUGGCUACGAGUGAGGCCGCGUCCGACUUGCUCGAGAAGCAUUCGUCGACCUACUCCGGAAGACCUCAGCAAACCAUGGCCUGUGAGUUGAUGGGCUGGGACUUCAGUCUGGCUCUCGUGCCAUAUGACUAUCCCGAGAGCCUCGUGUCAAACCUGAGGCGUAUGGCUGGCGAAACGAUCAUGUCCAUUCCGUACGGCCUCGACGUGCUUCCAAAGAAUGAUCCAUACAUCGACACUGCAGAAGAGUCUUGA
Cyclocybe aegerita is the source of this 381-nucleotide messenger RNA. NCBI's taxonomy places the organism in Eukaryota, Fungi, Basidiomycota, Agaricomycetes, Agaricales, Hemipholiotaceae. The record is from the annotation of a GenBank genome assembly.